CAGAACACGUGGUAUGUGUCAUGUGAUCCUGUAGUAAUCAGUAUUCCCGCGAUUCUCAGUCUUGCUGGAAUUCUACAUGGCAUCCACGGAGACAUAUCCUGGACAAUUAUAAAACAGGAGAAAGUUCGAAGAAAGAAUAUUUGAAAUAUGAAAAGUUGAUAUUGUACAGAUACCAUGAUUAACAUACUUUUAAUUCUUCUUGUCAUAUACUCUAGUAGAGGAGAAGAAUAUAAAUUCCAGGAUUAUGUGAACCCAAACCAGGUGACUGUUGAUCGUAAUACAGGUGAUGUUUAUGUUUCAGGUGUUAAUUAUUUAUUUCACUUCUCUUCAAACUUAACGAUCAAAAAUUCACUACAGAUUGGCCCUUAUCCCUCCUCAUUUCCGUGUACUUCAAAACUAGAAAGAAAUUCUACUGGCAGUGAUAACCAAAUACAUAUUUUAGAGAUAAAUCAUGUUGCUCGGAAACUUUUAGUGUGUGGUUCUGUUUGUGAUGGUUUGUGUUCCUACCAUGAUUUAAACAAUAUUUCAACAUGGCAGUGGAUAUCACAAGGAAAAAAUAAUGAAAGUUCUUUUGGUGGAAAAGGUCCUGUGUUAGUGUUGUUUUUAGCAGAAGAAACAGAAGAAUUUAUAGUUGCUAUUUCCCAACCCAGUCCAAAUAAUAUGAUAACAUUCAGAAAGUUUGUGGAUAAUGAAAACAGAAUCAAGUAUAUUGGUCACCAUGGAUUAAAUGUUUUUUCAAAAUAUCGUAAAGAACUGAUAGUAAGGUUCAUCAAAGUUUUCAAAAGUGACAAGUUUAUUUAUUUUUUAACUGUUAAAAUGAAAAGUGCGACAAAAUUUGAAGGUUUUGAGACCACCAUAUUUCGGAUUUGUUUGAAUAAUGGUACUAAAUCUGUGUAUCCAUUUUUAGAAAUUCCUAUGAAUUGUGGAAAAGAAUAUACCAUUGCAACUUCAGCCGCAGUUGGACAUUUUACUAACAAAAAUGUUAAGGAAUCAGCACUGAUUAUUGCGUUCAGUAAAGCAUCCAAUGACACAUCAGAUAAACCUGAUCCAUGGUCUGGUACAAGGGUUUGUUCAUUUAGAUUGCAACAUAUUGAUAAAGAAUUUAAUUUUAUUAAGACUAAUUGUAAUGAAGAGAUCGCAUCUGUUCCAGAGUGGAUGUUUGGACCGUUUGAACAGUGUAAAAAUUCAUCAGGAGAUAAGAUUUGUGAUAACGUUUAUGGUAUAGCUAUCCGAAGUAAAAGUUCUGAGUUUCAAAAUGAUGAUCAGAACCUUAAAAAGAGGUUAAAAAGAAGUUUAAUAACAUCAAUAAUAACAUCAACAUUUAAUAAUUAUUUACAUAUACUGUUAUCUGUUGAUAAUGGUCAAUUCCUACAAGUAAGUAAUACUGUUAUUUACAAAUGA
Patella vulgata (common limpet) is the source of this 1401-nucleotide messenger RNA. Its product is annotated as hepatocyte growth factor receptor-like. Gene Ontology annotation, molecular function: semaphorin receptor activity; protein binding. Gene Ontology annotation, biological process: semaphorin-plexin signaling pathway involved in axon guidance; regulation of cell migration. The record is from RefSeq and is a predicted model, not a curated record. NCBI's taxonomy places the organism in Eukaryota, Metazoa, Mollusca, Gastropoda, Patellidae. Bases 175 to 1401 code for a protein of 408 amino acids. Gene Ontology annotation, cellular component: semaphorin receptor complex. The transcript has 3 exons.